AUGACACCGCACCGUAUCUGCUGGUUUUCCCCGAAUCUCACGGCGCACUGGGAGCUUCUCAAGGGAUCUGAGCGAGUAUCCUUCAUCUGCUUGGUGUGGGAACGCACCUGUGUAACCAACGCCCGGUUGAAGAAGAAGAACGUGACCAGCAUCCAGAAGCCAGCAUUCUGCACUGCGCACCUUUCUCCUGGGGUCUUUGUCUGGGCUGGCUUUGAGCACUUCCUCACCACAGGUGUCCCCUCUACUCGGCAACAUCCUGCCAAGUUCCGAUUUCUGCACUGCACGUUCCUCUACAUGGUCACUUUGGGGAAUAUACUUGAGAAAUUGAGGAUUUGCUCCAUGCCCAGAUUUAUUCAGUUUUUGCACAACCGCGUGAGAAUCAAGAAGGACCCUGGGCUUGUGGUAACCAACCUGCGUUUUGGAACCAUACCCAUGAGGCUGUUCCAGCCCGAGGUGGCCGCCCCCAGCCCGCGGCGAGGCAUCAUCUUCUUCCACGGAGGGGGCACCAUAUUAGGGAGCCUGGACAUGUACCGCACCCUGUGUGGUUUUCUAUCCCAGGAGACCGACUCUGUGCUGCUGUCGGUUGGAGCCUUCACCCCUGUGGUGGAUGGGCAAGAGAGAGUCCAAGGAGGCAUGGGCAUUUCUGCUUCCUUCCGGCAGGUCUGCGGUGUGAUCUGCGGAGACAGUGCUGGGGCAGGGAUUGCGACCUUGACCUCUCAGACCUUGGUGGGCAGAUCCGGUCUUCCUCGGAUCAGGGCCCAGGUCCUGAUUUAUCUCAUCGUCCAACUCAUUAAUUUUCGGCUGCCAUCCUUUCCGCAGAACCAACACGUCCAGUUCCUCACCUGGUUCAUGAUGCGUGUUUAAAUACGUGUUUAUCGACUUCUCUGGUGGGAUGCCAUCUUGAGUGGUGCUUUCAUUCCCCCGGAAGUCUGGAAGAAGUACCGGAAGUGGGUCAGCGCGGACAACGUAUCCAGGAGUUUCAAGAAGACAGACUACCAACCCAUGUUUCCUGCCCCUUUCAAUGAGGCUGCCUAUCUAGAAAACAAUCCCUUGUUGGAUGUGGAACAUACACCCCUCAUAAAGGAUGAAGAGACCAUUGCCCAGCUUCCCGAAGCCUUCCUGGUGAGCUAUGACAUCCUCCGUGAUGACAUCUUGCUCUAUAAGAAGUGCUUGGAGGACCAGGGGGUCCCCGUGACAUGGUACCACGUGGAGGAUGGCUUUCACGGAUCUCUGAUAUUAUGUGAUUGGAAGCCUUUCUCUUUCCCAUGCUCCCUGAAAAUUGUGAAUGCUAUAGUCAGUUGUAUAAAGAGCACACUGUAA
Globicephala melas (long-finned pilot whale) is the source of this 1320-nucleotide messenger RNA. RefSeq names its product arylacetamide deacetylase-like 4. The record is from RefSeq and is a predicted model, not a curated record. Lineage: Eukaryota; Metazoa; Chordata; Mammalia; Artiodactyla; Delphinidae.